AUGGCAGCGCCGCCGUCCAUUGUGCCAUUUCACGUAGCCACACACAAGCUGAGCUUUCAUGGGGCAGUAAAAGAUUGGAAGACUGUGGUGCAGCGCAUCGUCGAGGACCUCAACACUGACGUUUGGUGCCUGCAAGACACCAGUGCAAGGCAUUUGAAGUUGCUCCCUGAUGGGUUCAGAGCGACCGGCUCAAGGGGGAUCACCUUUGUCAGCCGUAGUGCCUCCGUGCAGCUGCAUGCAGUUGCCUACGUGAAUAUGGCCUCAUUGUUGGUUAAGGCGUCGCGGCAGUGCGCCGCCGUUACGGAUUCCAUACCGGUUUCUACACAUCAUCUCUGCAAGUUGCCGCUGGUGGUCGGAUUUGCAGCGUGGGAUGUCACAGGACAGCGCGCCAGCAAUGCGCAUGGCGUGGUUAGCCGCGUCCUCGUUGUGAAUGUCGACUUUGAGCGUGUGAGGAGCUGGAGCACUGAGUUUCAGAGUAGUCUUGUCUACGUACUCUGUCGGCAGGUGUGGGGAGAUGUGCAUAGUUACACGCAGCAAUGGGGUUGCCGUCACGUCUGUUUUGCCGGCAGCUUCUUCUUUGCCCCUGGUUCCAUUCCAUAUACCAUGUUGACGUCUCACAGCGGCGGACUGAGAGAAGUAGUGGAUUCCGUUGUUGUUGUCAAGCCGUUUGCCUGCUGUCAUUUCGACGAAGUCCAUGGAGAGGGCAGCGCUGCUGCCAAGACCUUCAACAUAUGCGUCGUAGCGAGAGUGGCACAGCGCAUCGGUGAAAUGCAGGAGGUGCUGGGGAUUCACUUCGGCGGCGCCAAGAAGUCAAAAAUGCCCGUCCGCGAGCUGCAAGCGUUUUUCCGCCGAGAUACCGCGGCUACCUACAGCAGUCUGGAGCUGAUACCGGAGAUGGAGGAGGGCUGGUGGAGAGUGGCAAAGCCGCUCGACACAUCAGUUUCACAAGAAGUCAUGUUGCGCCUGCAGUGGCCAGCGGAAGAGAUGGACGAAAGCGACACAGCAAGCGAUCUCUCCCCUGGCCUCACGCCGCGCAUCCACCUUCUGGUUCGCUCAGGCGGAGUUCUGCCGCCCCAAUGUCAGGAGAUGGAGGGCCUUGUGGGCGUAUGUUCGCCUCUCCUCUCAAGCGUUAUGGCAGGUACGUGCGCUGGGAAAAAGGCGGUUGCUGCUACAGCAGAGCUGGAGGCGCUGUGCUUGAAGCGCGGGCAGGUGCUUCAGCCAACUAACGGCAUCAGUGCGGAGUGCGGUGAGCCCGUCAUUACAGCCCUCUACAGAGAGAACGUUCCCAUUCCACCCGGGUGCUAUGAUUACAUUUUUGUUUCCACUUUCACUGGCAUUACUGUGGAGUCGAAGCUCGCGCACGAUGCGAUGGAUUUUGCGCAGGAGCAGCUAACAGCACACCUCCCUUUGUUUGCUCAUCUAGUCCUCCCUGCCUCAAUCCCAUGA
Molecule: messenger RNA, 1446 nt
Organism: Leishmania braziliensis MHOM/BR/75/M2904
Lineage: Eukaryota; Euglenozoa; Kinetoplastea; Trypanosomatida; Trypanosomatidae
Exons: 1
Coding region: 1-1446 (481 amino acids)
Source: RefSeq, a predicted model, not a curated record